AUGACUAGAGUAUGUUUAAACGUUCUACUGGGCAUACCAGGCUCAGGAAAGACCAACUACUGCCAAGAACUCGUCGCGCUACCCAGCAGAAGCUUCAAUGUCGUGCACGUAUGCUAUGAUUAUUUCAUUAAUAUCGAUGUAAACUAUGAUAAAUUCCGCGAUACAAAAGGCUUGUACAAGCAGCAUCGACAAAAGCUCCUAUCGUACGUCGAAAUGAUCAUACUGUACCUGAAACAGAACGAUCAACCGAAGCUGCAGCAAGUGUUGGCGCGUUGGAACAAAGAGUUUGAGCAUGAAUUGAACAUUUCUACCGAAACCAUGUCAUCGGACUUUGUGUUUCUUAUCGACGAUAAUAACUACUACAGGAGUAUGCGAGCGGAAUGGCAAAAGAUUGCUAGAAAGCUUUCCAUCGGCUAUUUUGAAGCAUUUUUCGAUACUUCUCUUGCGAUUGCUGUGCAAAGAAAUCGAGCGAGAACAUCACCCAUUGCGGAGGAGGUUAUCAAUCACAUGUGGAUGCGUUUAGAGAAACCAAGCAGUAAACUUUAUGACCGUGAGCAACAGGUCGUGGUAAUUCAGGAAAGUGUCGAUUAUAAAAUAAUUGCCGGACAAAUACAAUACUGCUUUGAACAUCCAUUAGAACACUCUGUAGUGCGACCAGUAACACAACCGAUGGAACAAUCUACGGUACAUAAAAUAGACAUUAUUUUACGGAAGAUUAUUUCAAAGAAAACCGCUGAAGCAAAGGAAAGCAUGUCCUCAAGACUAGAAUUUCAAUCGUACGUUAAGGUACUGCAGCAAAGGAAAACAAUACUUUUGCAACAGAUCCGACAAGGGGAACUAAAUGUGUCGGGGGAGAUGAUGGAUAGUGUUGUAGAGGAGCUAUUUUGA
Anopheles maculipalpis is the source of this 888-nucleotide messenger RNA. RefSeq names its product L-seryl-tRNA(Sec) kinase (gene Pstk). The transcript has a single exon. Bases 1 to 888 code for a protein of 295 amino acids. The record is from RefSeq and is a predicted model, not a curated record. NCBI's taxonomy places the organism in Eukaryota, Metazoa, Arthropoda, Insecta, Diptera, Culicidae. Gene Ontology annotation, molecular function: tRNA binding; kinase activity.